GUUGAGACGUCCAAUUAGCACGCAAUUAUUCCAAAAAAGCAAAAGUUCUUGAUUAAGACUGCUGAAAAGAAUUUAAAACAUAAAGGAAAGAGAAUUUCAAUUGCAGAAGACAUGAAAAUUACUGCAUUUGGUUUGUUUGUUGUAAGCUGCUGGGUAGCGGUAAACUGCGAUCGUCUCACUUAUGUGGGUCCCAGCAAUGAUCGAAGUUUCAUUUAUUCGUAUAAUGGAAAUCAAUUCAAAGUUAAUAAAGAUUUCCAUGAAACCUAUCAAGCAGAUGCCGAGUUUGCCGAGCGUUCAUUUCUAAGAAAUUCUGUAAACUUUUCGAGUCGUGGCGGUGAAACUUUAAGACAUGAUGAGACUUCACGAGUUCAAGGGCCAACACCCGAAGAAAUACGCAGAGCUCAAAGUAUUCAUACCUUCAGACCAAAUUCACGACCACAUAUAUCUGAACUUGGAAUUCAGUUUCCUGAUCCCAGCACUGAAUCUGAUUCACUACCAGUUCAUUCUACCGGAUUCAAUGUUCCCAUUCCAAAGGAUCGAAACAAAGAACAAUCUGGGACAAAUUAUGCACAACAAAUAACAGAAUUUGCUUUGAACCUUUUUAAAUAUUCCAACAACCAAGAAAAUUUCGUUCUUAGUCCACUUUCGCCUCAAAUAUUGUUAAGCUACUUAGCGUGGGUGGCAGAUGGACAAACAAGAAAUGAACUUGUUCGCACAAAUGGAUUCGGUAAUCCUGAUCAAAUACAAAGCAUUGUUUCAUCAAUGUUAUCAGAUUCUUCUGGCAGAGAACUUCAAAUCGCAACAGCUUUCUUUAUUUCUCAAGAAAUGAGGUUAAACCAGGAAUUUUUAAACAAAGCUGUUCGUUCAGUUGAUGUUGUUCCAGUUGAUUUUAAGCAACCAGAAAUAGCUGGUAGAGUGAUCUCUAAAUGGGCAAAAAGUAAGACCAAGGGUGGCCUUAAACUCAAGGAAGUGAACUACGCACCUGCUACAAAAAUUGCUUUGACCAACGCUAUUUAUUUCAAAGGCAAUUGGAUUUACACAUUCCAACCAUCGAAACCUGGCACUUUUAACACACCAACUGGACCAGUGCAAGCCGAAAUGAUGAACAUGAAGCGUAAAUUCCAUUGGGGUGAAAUUAGUAACUACGCUCAAUGGGUUGCAAUACCUUAUGAGUCAUCUGACUCUCUAGUCAUCAUUUUACCCAAUGAAGAUCAAAAAAUUGAUUACGUUAUGAGUUUAAUUGAAGCUCGUGAUCUUGAAAAUAUCAUCUACAAUGUUGAUAGUGAUUCAAGCAAAGCUGACGUCAACAUCACGUUACCAAAAUUCAAAAUUGAGAGUACAACGAGCUUGGUCGCACCACUUCAAAAGAUGGGAAUCACAACUUUGUUUACUCCACGUGCCGAACUUCCUUACUUAUCUGAUUAUGAUGCUGUUGAAGUGUCUAAUGCGCAACAACAGGCAUCAAUGGAAGUUAAUGAAAAUGGAACCGUUUUAAUUGCCUUCACCAACCUAAAUGUAGUUGCUUUAAGCUUCCAACCAGCUGUACCAAAUGUCGUAUUCAAUGUGAAUCGACCUUUUAUUGCAAUCAUUGUUGAUCGCAAGAAGAACAUCCCAUUCGUCAUGGCGAAAAUUACAAAUCCAACUGCUGCAUAAUUAAUUUUUUUUCUCUCGUUUUAUUCUGAUUAUGUGUCAAUGUAUAAUGAAAUUGAUACAAAGCAAAUUAAUUAAACAUUAAAAUACCGUCUGUUUUGUCUAAGUGAGAUAACACUUAAAUAUAUCUAUUUUGUUAUUAUUUUUAUUAUUUAAAAUUAAAUAUUUUCCAAGUGACAGACUGAAUUCUGUUGAGCGUUAAAAUACUUCAAAAAUUAAAAGAAAUAUUGAAGGAGAGGAAGAAUCAAUCGCAAAGGCUUUUAUCAGUUAUCUCGAAUUCU
This is a messenger RNA of Clunio marinus, 1931 nucleotides long. NCBI's taxonomy places the organism in Eukaryota, Metazoa, Arthropoda, Insecta, Diptera, Chironomidae. The record is from the annotation of a GenBank genome assembly.